CUCAAUCCCGACGUUGUUGCCACGAUUAUGGCUGCGGCCGCGAUCACACAAACUGGCGCCCGCUUCCCUGGCAUCGCCGCUCUCUUCGAGAAACCUUCAAUCUCUUCGAGCAACUCGGUCGAUGCAAGCCGCAAAAAGGACGCCGUCGCCAACAUGUUUUUGUCCAAUGCGGCCACUCGCAACCCGCCCGGCGAUCUGACCAAGGGUUUUGUGGAGAAGCAUCUCGGUAGCAGUUCCAAGACGCUGCGUCUUCAGGACUUCAAGUUGUUGAGGAUCCUCGGGACUGGGACAUUCGCGCGGGUUUGGCUGGUCAGACUCGCGCACCCAAUGCAGGGAGCCGAGGACCGGGUGUUCGCAUUGAAGGUCCUACGAAAAACUGAGGUAAUCAAGCUCAAGCAAGUCGAUCAUGUCAACCACGAACGGGCCAUCCUGGCAGAUGUCGCCGGCUAUCCAUUUAUAACUACAUUAAUUACCACCUUUACGGACUCGGAAUGCCUAUAUAUGCUUCUGGAUUACUGCCCUGGCGGCGAAAUAUUCAGCUACCUGCGACGCCAGCGCCGCUUCCCCGAACACGUCUCACGCUUCUACCUUGCCGAGAUCGUCCUCAUCCUCGAGUUCCUGCACGAGCGCGAGGGCGUCGCCUACCGCGACCUCAAGCCCGAGAACAUCCUCCUCGACGCCGCGGGACACGUCAAGCUCGUCGAUUUCGGCUUCGCGAAGCGCGUGCGCGAUAGGGAAACAUACACACUCUGCGGAACUCCCGAGUACCUCGCUCCCGAAGUCAUCCAGUCCCAGGGCCACUCGACUGCCGUUGACUGGUGGGCCUUCGGCAUCCUGAUGUACGAGUUCAUCACUGGGUAUCCGCCCUUCUGGCACCAGAACCCGAUGGAGAUAUACAAGCAGAUAAUCCAUAAAUCCAUCACCUUCCCACAGCACGACCCGCCCAUCUCGAGCGACGCACAGGAUCUCAUCCUAGCGCUCUGCACAGUCGACCGCUCGCACCGCCUUGGCAACCUCUCCGGCGGCGCCGCAGACGUAAAGUCGCACCCCUUCUUCGCCUCGGUGAACUGGGACGACGUGUACGCGCGCCGCCACGACGGGCCGAUCAUCCCCAAGCUGAGCGGCGCGAGCGACGAUAGCUGCUUCGAGCGGUACAGCGAGGAUGAGGGGCAGGUGGAUAUUUACACGCAGGAGGCGCGGGAGAAGUGGGAUAGUGCGUUUGAGGGGUUCUAAUAGAGGCGCGCGGCGGG
Pseudogymnoascus verrucosus is the source of this 1250-nucleotide messenger RNA. RefSeq names its product serine/threonine protein kinase, AGC (gene PKA2). Gene Ontology annotation, cellular component: cAMP-dependent protein kinase complex; nucleus. The record is from RefSeq and is a predicted model, not a curated record. Gene Ontology annotation, biological process: peptidyl-serine phosphorylation. The coding region runs from base 28 to 1233 and encodes 401 amino acids. Gene Ontology annotation, molecular function: cAMP-dependent protein kinase activity; ATP binding. The transcript is spliced from 5 exons. NCBI's taxonomy places the organism in Eukaryota, Fungi, Ascomycota, Leotiomycetes, Thelebolales, Thelebolaceae.